Molecule: messenger RNA, 711 nt
Organism: Oikopleura dioica
Lineage: Eukaryota; Metazoa; Chordata; Appendicularia; Copelata; Oikopleuridae
Source: the annotation of a GenBank genome assembly
AUGAGAACGUUCGUUCUAUCGCUUUUCACGCUUGCCACAGCGAUAUCCGAUGCUGAAAAGUCACUCGGUAAAUUUUUGGUGAAUCGAACUGAUCCAGUCGAACCUUGCUUCAGAGCCGAGUUCGUCAUAAAGUUUCGGAAUGGGGGAGAUACAGUCGACUUCACGGAUAUCAAGCCAAUUCUCGGGCUCAACAAUGAUAAUGUCAACAACAUAACCUCCAACUGUGAUCGAUUACAAAUAGAUAAUAUCCCCAAUGAAAGCGGUGGAAGCUUCUCUUUGGCAAUCGACAUCAAUAUCAGAGAAGAAGCUGAAGGAGCUGACUGGUGGGAGGUCAAUGAAAUCAAUUACACUGGAUACGAUACCGAGGGAAAUGAUCUUGGAACAUUCAAAAAUGAUUCUAUGCAGCGAAUUUCCGCACCUCUUGCUGGUACUUGGGGACAGUCGUUCCUGUGCAACGCUGGCUUCGAUGUUGAACUCUGGAAUGAAGAUCAGGACAAGUUUGUGACAAUCAAUCUAGCUCGUCUUCAAAUUCAGCCGCACAAAGUCCCGGAAGAUACAUUUGCCAACCCCGUGAUCUGCGAAGAAGGCAAGAACAUCAAUAUCGUCAUCCCCGCCAUCGUCGGGUCAAUUCUUGGCGUUCUUGUUCUCGUCGUUUUGGUGACUUACAUCAUUGGGCGCAAGAGAACGCGCAUCGCGUACCAAGAAAUCUAG